AUGUCGAGCGCAGAAAAAGCGGAAGCAGGGAACAAUGAGUCGAAUAAAAUUGAUCUUGACAAUAUCCUGAGAGACGAGGUGGGCCAGUUCGGAAAGUAUCAGAUCGUCACGGUGCUGCUGGCUGCGCUACCGGUCAUAUUCUCAGCUUUCGCUUCUGGAGAAUAUAUUUUCACCACCGCCAGAAUACCGACCAGAUGUCGGAUCCCUCAGUGCGAUGGUGAAAAUCCUGAAUAUGCACCCAGUUGGGUAUUGAACGCGAUACCGGGGAGCAGUAACACGAGUUUUGAGAACUGCGAGAGGUACCAGGACCGGCCUCAGCCGAACGUGACGCUGAGCGAAGAGUGUCCAGCGGACUGGUUCGACGGCACGCAGACUGUCCCCUGCGAGGACCACGUCUAUGAGAAUACGCUGAGCGUGGUCUACGAUUUCGGUAUGGCGUGUGACGAAUGGAGACGGUCGCAGAUCGGAUCUAUCCGCACCAUCGGCACGCUGCUGGUGCUGCCCAUCACCGGCUACGUGUCGGACCGCUGGGGCCGCCGCGUGGCGCUCACGCUCAACGCCUUCAACACCGGCUGGCUCGGCCUCGUGCGCUCCUUCGUCAACUCCUACGAAUGGUUCCUCGCCCUCGAGGUCAUCGAAUCCACUAUCGGCGCUGGAGCUUAUUCUUCUUGCUAUAUUUUAGUUACCGAGCUGGUGGGCCCGAAGUAUCGUGUUAUAGUAGGAGCUACAAUGUCAACGAUGUUUGCCCUGGGGCAAGUUUUCCUCGGCCUGAUAGCUUGGGGAGUCCCCACCUGGCGAACCCUCACCCAGGUCAUCUACGCGCCACAGCUGCUAGUAGUCGCCUACUUCUGGAUCCUAUCAGAAUCAGUGCGUUGGUUGAUGAGCAGAGGUCGAUACGAGGAAGCUGAGUCAGUCCUAAAAAAAGUCGCAAAAAUGAACAAAAAAGAAUUGUCAGAAAAAUCUUUACAAGCCCUUAGGGAAACGGCUGAAGCUGAGAAGAAGGCUGAAAAACCGAAAGAGCCCUGGUUGGUGGUCUUGGUGCUAAGAUCUAAGAUCAUCUUGUUGAGAUGUUGCGUUUCGCCGAUCUGGUGGAUCACCAAUACCUUGGUGUAUUACGGCAUGUCCAUCAACGCAGUGAACUUGUCGGGCAACAGAUAUCUGAACUACGUUUACGUUGCGCUCGUGGAAAUUCCUGGAUACUGGACAGCGAUUUUGCUAUUGGAUCGAAUUGGAAGGAAACCCGUUCUCAUUACCAGCUACUUUUUAUGUGCUGCUUGUCAAUUUGCUUUCGCAUUUUUGCCUGAUGAUAUGUACGCCGUAUCACUGACGGUGUACCUUCUCGGCAAGUACGCGAUUGCGGUGGUAAUGACGUCAGUGUACGUGUACACCGCUGAACUGUUCCCCACCAAGUACCGUCACAGUCUGUUCGCCUUCGCUUCUAUGGUUGGUCGUCUAGGUUCCAUCACGGCGCCUCUAACACCAGCCCUUGCUCUAGAAGUAUGGUCGAGUCUGCCGUCAGUGCUGUUCGGUUCACUCGCACUCCUGUCCGGGUUACUGAUCUUCUCGACGCCGGAGACGCUGGGCACGAAGCUGCCCAAUACCAUCGAGGACGCUGAACACCUGAGCUCGAGGAAAAUGAAAUCUUGAUAUUAAUGUUUAUCUGUUUUAAUUAGUUAUAAUAAUUACAACUACUUAUAUAAACGUAUAUAACUAUAAUAUAAUUUUUUACAUGCUAA
Molecule: messenger RNA, 1736 nt
Organism: Melitaea cinxia (Glanville fritillary)
Lineage: Eukaryota; Metazoa; Arthropoda; Insecta; Lepidoptera; Nymphalidae
Product: organic cation transporter protein-like
Exons: 6
Coding region: 1-1647 (548 amino acids)
Biological process (GO): transmembrane transport
Cellular component (GO): membrane
Molecular function (GO): transmembrane transporter activity
Source: RefSeq, a predicted model, not a curated record